GAAGAUCAAAAGCGUGUGUGCUCAACACGACGUCGUUUCCAGCCCCCUCUCGGACAAAAACAAAGUCACAAUAAUCAUUAUACCCACCUCUCUCUGCUCCUCCAUUCUGUUCCACCUAACACCAACUCAUCCAGAUACCUUUCUUCCUCCUCUUCUCUCUCAAGGUUAAUUUUUUUUCUUUUCUAAGAGGUAGAAAUGGAGUGCUUUUUCAAAGGUGCGAAUGAGGACUUGACGCCUUCUCCGGUAGACAUUCUUCGGUGUCCAUUUUUGAGGAACAUUAAUGAGCCAACCAAUUUUUCCUUCUCCUCCAUGUCGUCCAUGGCUUUCCCGAUGCCGGUACGUGCAGCCAGCAAAGGUCCAAUUUUUGAAGAUGGUCCCAAUUUCGACAUGGCAUUUAAGCUUUUCCAUGGGAGUGAUGGAGUAGUCCCUCUUUCUGGACGAUCAUUUGAGCAUUCUGAGAAAGUUGAGCCUCAACCAGCCCCAUGCAUGUUUAAUCCAUUAGCUGCAAAGGCAGCUACUAUCAGUCUCUCAUCCUUUGGACCUGGAGGACCUUUCGGCUUUGAUGCAUUCUCUGAGAAGUGGAAGAAAAUGCAAAAGAAGUCUAAUUCCUCGAAAAAGGGUUCUUCUUCAAAGGGAGGAAACUCUAAUCACGAGGCAGCGAGUAACGAGUGGCUGCAAAGUGGAAACUGUCCGAUUGCAAAGUCAUUCCGUGCUGUUAGUGGUGUCAUUCCGCUUGUUGCAAAGGCUUUGCAGCUCCCUCCAGGCAUGAAAGUUAAGUGCCCACCGGCAAUAGUUGCAGCACGAGCAGCUCUGGCAAAAACUGCAUUUGCAAAGAACCUCCGCCCACAACCCCUGCCUGCAAAAGUUCUUGUGAUUGGAGCACUGGGAAUGGCAGCCAAUGUUCCUUUAGGGAUAUGGAGAGAGCACACCAAGAAAUUCUCUCCGUCUUGGUUUGCUGCUGUGCAUGCAGCUGUUCCAUUCAUAGCUGUACUUCGAAAGUCUGUGUUGAUGCCUAAGUCGGCUAUGGCGUUUACCAUUGCAGCAUCUAUAUUAGGACAGGUGAUUGGGUCUAGAGCAGAGCGCUACCGUCUGAAGGCAAAGGCAGCUAAAACCUUGGCUUUGACUGAAACCUCUGUUCAGAUCAAGAAGACUGAAACCUCUGUUGUUGGGAUGAAAAGCCAGUUCCAGGUGGUUGAAGCGAAAUCUGAUCAUUGCACUGAGAUUGAGGAAUGGAAUUCAGUUGCUCUGCAGGUCUCACGCCCUUCUUCAUCAACCGAUGUGUUCUGCUAAUUUGUUUGAAAUUUGAUGGCGUUGAUAUCCAUCAUUCCUUUGUGUAUCACAGGGUUGUAAUUCUCUUUACUUAGUGGAGCGGAUUCAUUUGUGCCUCUAGACACUGCCCUUGCCCUUUAAAGAAUCGAGUGAAUAAAAAUGUAUUACAAUAUGUUUUUUUAUUUA
Molecule: messenger RNA, 1455 nt
Organism: Rosa chinensis
Lineage: Eukaryota; Viridiplantae; Streptophyta; Magnoliopsida; Rosales; Rosaceae
Exons: 4
Coding region: 196-1290 (364 amino acids)
Cellular component (GO): chloroplast
Source: RefSeq, a predicted model, not a curated record